Molecule: messenger RNA, 1557 nt
Organism: Ostreococcus lucimarinus CCE9901
Lineage: Eukaryota; Viridiplantae; Chlorophyta; Mamiellophyceae; Mamiellales; Bathycoccaceae
Exons: 1
Coding region: 1-1557 (518 amino acids)
Source: RefSeq, a predicted model, not a curated record
AUGGACGCGGCGCCGCCGUGCGCGUUCGUCGAGGCGACGUCGGCGCUCGCGGGAUUAGUGCCGGGAGAAAGGAUCGAGGCGCCGACGGAGAGCGCGACGUGGUUGUGGCGACGGCGAAGCGCGGCGAGACGAACGCGAGAGUUGGUGGCGUACGCGCGCGAUGGCGUCGAGCAAGGUUGGGGGUUGGAGGGGACGCGCGAGACGACGACGCCCGAGGACGCGUUUCGAGACGGCUCGCUCGAUGAUGGGGAUGACGGUGCCGUCCGGCGACGCUCGACGGGAUUGGUGGUGUUCGCGCUCGAUGCGUCGAAUGCGACCGGUGUGACCGAAGAGGGGCACGAGCCGGCGAGAGGGGCGACGUUUGGAUGCGUCGGGACGCUGUGUCAAUGGAUUCAUCGGACGCCCUGCUUCGUGGAGUUCCGCGCGUUAAACAUCGUUUGGUGCGAGUUUCCCGAUGAUUUCGACACGACAAAGGCGCGAGAGAACGCUUUCAACAGCAUGCACGACAUGUCGUUGUUCCCACCCGUCGCGCUCGACGACGUCUUCGCGCCGAGCGGCAUCAACGUUUAUACUCUGGGGGUGCACAAGCGCGAUAAUCGAGUGCACGAUAGCAGAAAAUUGAUGGGAAAAAUUUUAGAUUACCUGAGCGAAAGCAAACGCGAGUUCACGGACGCAGUCGCGUGGAAGGAAGAGGCAUUGCGUCAAGUCGUCGAGGAGUCGCUUCCCGUCGGCGCCAGACAUCCCUCGGAAUUUUCAUUUUGGUGUCUUCAUGCCAUACCUUCGAUCGCUUUGGACACUCAGUUUCGCUGGCUCGUCCUCUCGAUUGAUGACGCGUACUCUCGUCUGUCUUUGAUUUUAAGCAGGUUGCAGCUCGAAGCCGUCAUGCCGCCAAAUCACGUUCCGGUGACGCAUCGAUGCGGCUUCGUAUUGACGACGACUCGAAUGAUGCGGCAAUUUUCAAACAUCGACGGAUUCCGCACCGAUUCUGUUGAGUUGCGAGACACUGUUCCGACUGCGGUCAGGAGUAAAAUCUUUUUCAAUCCCGGAGGUUGGUACGAUAGAUACGCGGUCUUUGCGCGCAACGCCGUCGAUUUGAGCACUGUCGAAAAUGAAAGCUUGCGCGAGCUUUGGUCGACGAGUCCGUACGAGCUCCUCGAUCGAACCACCGAUGUCGUCCUGGAUACCGAUGAGCCACAUCCUGAGUUUUCUUGGUUCGAAGGAUACGCAUGGCUACCGAUCUUGUGCCCGCGCUGUGGGGCACAUUGCGGCUUUGAAUUUUUUCCAGACGCCGGUCGCGAUUCUUCGUAUUGGUCGGGAGAAGACUGGCCCCCAAACGGCGCCCCGCCUCCAGGAGAAGCCUUUUUCGCACUCACCGGCAUUGAUGCAGUGUGGGGCGGCCGUCACGAUGACGAAGGAUCGCGUUGUUUGGCCACGUUCUUGCUCGGCGGCGACACGGCGGUGGACCGACCGCCGUUCCGACGCGAGGCCCUCGCCGCUUGGGCGCGCAUGUACCACACCCCACACACUCGCUCCCACGUCGAGCGAGCGCGGCGAUAG